This is a messenger RNA of Equus quagga, 9163 nucleotides long. It is a transcript of the gene SEC16A, whose product is annotated as SEC16 homolog A, endoplasmic reticulum export factor. The coding region runs from base 384 to 7502 and encodes 2372 amino acids. Lineage: Eukaryota; Metazoa; Chordata; Mammalia; Perissodactyla; Equidae. Gene Ontology annotation, cellular component: endoplasmic reticulum exit site; ER to Golgi transport vesicle membrane. The record is from RefSeq and is a predicted model, not a curated record. Gene Ontology annotation, biological process: autophagy; COPII vesicle coat assembly; Golgi organization. The transcript is spliced from 32 exons.
CGACCGGACACGUCGGCGGCGUGGCGGCUGCGGCGACCGGAGCCGGAUGUGCCAAGAUGGCUGCUGCGGCUGCCGGGUGUGCUCUCGUCGCGGCCGCCGGGCCGGCUUCUACCCGCGGCGCCUGAGGGGUCGGCGCCGGGGGUCGCGGAGCAGCCGCGCGGGGGCCUUGGCCGCCCCGCGGCGCGCCGAAAGACUUCCAAGGACGGAAACGUUGUACAGCUGCGGAAAUGUGGAGUAAACUCCGGAGUCCUCCUACCAUGGCUCCCUUUGCUGUUUACUCUCCUCUGGGAUUGGUCGACUUCACCUGUUUGUUGUUCAAAUUAAAGAAAACCUAUAUCCUGCUUCUUUCUGUAAGCAGCAUCUAAUUGUGCAAGAGAUCAGACAUGCAGCCGCCACCCCAAGCAGUCCCGGCAGGUGUGGUUGGGCCACCUCCAGCUGGGAGUCCUCAGAGCAUGUUCUGGUCUAACAGCCCAUAUAGGAGACAGACAAACAGUAAUGCACCAGUGGCUCCGAUAACUUGCCCGUUGCAGCCGGUAACAGAUCCAUUUGCUUUUAGUAGACAGGCACUCCAAAAUACAUCGCUGGGCAGUUCGUCCAAAAGCAGCCCGCCUAUUUUGCAAGGCCUCACCCCACCGGUGUUUCUUCAGCGCCCUGGUCUGCCUGUGCCUCACACACAUGCUGGGGAUAGCUCCCAAGGACCCUGUGAGCCUCUGCCACGACCUCUGUCACAGCCCAUGGCAGAUGCCAGUCCGUUUUCCAGUGUGUUGACCCCUUCAGCACUGCCUGGGCCCGAGAUGAACAGGAGUGCUGAGGUCGCUCCCAGCUCAGAACCUGAAGUUCAGGCUCCGCCAUAUCCUCCUCAAUACAUUCCAGGAGCUGGUCCUGACAAUUCUCAUGGGGGCCAUCUGCAUGGGAAUGUGCCUGGGCCCGACAGACCCCUGAGUAGGCAGAACCUGCACGACAGUGCUGUGGCACCAGCAGCGUCCCCUUUCUUCCCUCAGCCUCGUCAGCAAAUGCCAGGGCACUGGGGGCCAGUGCAGGGAGGCCCACAACCCUCAGGUCGACAUUAUUGGCCCUGCCCAGAAGGACCUGUUCCGAACACAGUGUCCCGUUCCUCCAAUGUCUCCCACCUCUCUGCUCCGUCCAACACUCAUCAGGGUCCUGGCCACGAACAACACAACCCACCAGUGUCUUUCCCAGGACCCAUGGCCACUGAUGGAAGAAAUGAGGCGGCUCACCUGCAAGGUGGAAACCACUCAGCCAAUAACUUUGAUCCUGAAGAUGCAUUCAGGCAGAAUUCCAGAGUUGGGAAUACUCAGGCAAGCCAAGAGUUCAAGCUGAAUGCAGGAGUGAAUAAAGAGCAAUUGCCAGAUCCUGCUCUUAUUAAUCCACUUGCUCAGGGAAAUAGCCCAGAAAGCCAUUCGCACUACGCGUCGGGGGCCAGGACCAGCUGGGCCUUGCCAGAAGGAGAUUCGGGAGCGCUCUCCAUGUUUUUCCAAGGGAGAGAGACAGAAAAUGAAGAGAACCUCUCAUCUGAAGAAGCAGGCGCUGCCGGUCAGUCUAACUUUGAUGGUUUCUCCCUCGGCCCUGGACUUGGCCAUCCUCCUGCGCACGUGGGAGCAGGUGGCAUUUAUCAGGCCUUUCUUAAAGGUUCCAGCAGUGAGACUGCGCAGCAGGGAGGAGACAUGCAGCCCUGUUUUUCUCAAUCUAUAAGCGUCCAACAGGAUAAACAGACCACUAAAAACGCUGCCCCGGAUGCGUGGGCUGACACAGCAGCUGCGGGGGCUCCUGAUGCCAGCAGCUCACAGUGCGAGAAUGUUGAGAACUUAGAAUUCAUUCAGAAUCAAGAAGUUCUGCCCAGUGAGCCCCUAAGUUUAGACCCUUCCUUCUCGAGUGAUCAGCUCAGAUAUGGGCCCCUUCCCGGGCCAGCUGUCCCCAGGCUCAGUGUUGUGGGCCAUGCUGGAGGCGGGGGCACAAAUCUUGAGGCCCCAGAUGCGACACUGCACCCCAUGCGAUCUGAUAGCGUGUCAUCCAGUUACAGCAGCAAGAGCCACAGGAGUCUUUCAAGCGCAGCCAGGCCCCAAGACUUGGUGGGCACCUUCAUUCAGCAAGAAGUUGGAAAACCUGAAGAUGAGGCUUCAGGGAGUUUUUUUAAGCAAAUUGAUUCUUCUCCUGUAGGAGGUGAGACAGAAGAGACCACCGUGAGCCAGAAUUACCAUAGCAGCCUGUCCCAGCCCUUGACCCCAAGCCCCCCAAAACCUACGGGAAUGUUUCAGACAAGUGCAAAUAGUUCUUUUGAACCAGUGAAAUCCCACUUAGUUGGAGUAAAACCAGUUGAGGCAGAUCGUGCCAAUGUGGUGGGUGAAGUCAGGGGGACCCAUGCCCACCAGAAGAAGCGCAGACCGGCCACUGCGCCACCUGAUGCCUCCCCUGGCAACCUGGAGCAGCCGCCGGACAACAUGGAGACCCUCUUCAUGCCCCAGGUCUGCCCUCUGCCUCUUACCACACCUAUGGAAGCCUGUCCUGGGCUUUCACAUGCUGGGGGGCCGCUGUUGGAAACUGUGCUGCCAACACCUGAGAAAAGACCCCCGACCAGGGCUCAGGGAGCCAUGAAGUGUGAGAGCCCAGCAACGACUUUGUGGGCACAGAACGAGCUGCCAGAUUUUGGAGGCAACGUCCUUCUAGCCCCAGCUGCCCCUGCACUUCACAUGCCUGGGAAACCUCAGACGUCCGAAGUUAUUCAGCCUCCGGAUGAGGGGGUAUCCGGUCAGCAGUCUCUGCAGAGCAGGGACAGCAUUGGUGCUUUGGAGAAUCUCGAGAAUCCUCCCAAAAUGGGAGAAGAGGAGGCCCUUCCGUCACAGGCAGGUUCUGGUUAUGCCAGUCUGUUGUCCUCGCCGCCCACAGAACCGUUGCAGAGUCAACCAGUCUUGAUCGCCCAGCCUGAUCAAAGCUAUAAUUUGGCUCAGCCCAUUGAUUUCUCUGUGUCCUUAUCGAAUCCUAAUGAGAAGACUCAGUCCUGGAGAGAUGCUUUGGUGGGGGAUAAAUCCACGAUAAGCAGCUGGGCUGUCGGGGGUGAUUCUGGAGAAAAUGCUCCUUUGUCUGGACCUCCAAGCGGCUCUCUCAUCUGCUCACCUCUGCCUAACAAUCUUGCCCAAAGUAAUUUUCCACAAAUUUCUGGUACUUCUGAAAUGGUUUCUAAUCAGCCUGCUAAUUUGCUGGUUCAACCACCAUCUCAUCCAGCUCCGAAGAACUUGCUUCCAGAAAGUCCAAAGAUUCAUUCUCCAGAGAAGGUCUUCCCUGAGUUGGUGAAUAGCCCGGCUGGCAGCACAGGUGUGAUGUUAGUGCCACCUGCAAACAGCACCUUGGUGCCUAACAGUACUAGGGUACAGCACUCUACUCAUCAGGAAGAAACUUCGGGAGCCUUGGACUUUACGUUAAAUAGGACUUUGGAAAAUCCUGCAAGAAUGUACAGCCCAUCCCAUUCUGAUGGUCCAGCCUCUUGUCAGCAAACCAUCACCAAUCAUCCCAGACCCCCUGGGCCUGAGGUGCAUAGCCCAGACCAUUUCUACCAACAGGUGACGAAAGAUGCUCAGGACCCGCAUGGCCUAGAUAGAGCCCAGCAGGAGCCAGUGCCUCCUCCCCUGCAAGGGCCCAAAGCAACAUUUCCAGAACCUUCAAACCCAGAAAGUCCACCAGUGCAAGGACAGCCCCACAAUUCAGCCCAGCCACCUGCAAGUCCAGCUCCAGCUGACACGGGUCAGCAGCUGCUACCUCGGCCCCCUCUGUCCUCCAGCGCAUCGGUUGUGUCCACUAACUCAAGCCAGGCAGCCGUACGGUCAGACCAGCAGUGGCUGCAGCCGCUGCCUCCAGACUUAGCGUCCUACUACUAUUACAGACCCCUGUAUGACGGCUACCAGUCCCAGUACCCCUCGCUGUACCCACCGGAUCCUGGCUCAGCCCCCCUCUAUUACCAGGACAUCUACAGCCUCUAUGAGCCCAGAUACAGGCCCUAUGACAGUACAGCAUCUGCCUACACCGAAAACUACCGCUACCCUGAGCCUGAGCGGCCCAGCUCCCGGGCAAGCCACUGCUCGGACCGGCCGUCUGCCAGGCAAGUGUAUCCUCAAGGCUACUAUAAUUCCAGAAGUGGAUGGAGCAGUCAGAGUGAUUGCUAUGCAGAUUAUUACUCCAGCCAGUACGAUUAUGGAGAUCCAGGUCGCUGGGAUCGGUACCAUGGUUCUAGAUUCAGGGAUCCCCGCUCCUACGACCGGAGAUAUUGGUAUGAUGCCGAAUACGAUCCAUAUAGGAAAGAAAGUUACGCUUACGGCGACAGGCCUGAGAAAUACGAUGACCGCUGGAGGUACGACCCUCGCUUCACUGGGAGUUUUGACGAUGACCCUGAGCCCCCAAGGGACCCUUACGGGGAAGAAGUGGACAGGCGCAGUGUUCACAGCGAGCACUCAGCACAGAGCCUGCGGAGCGCAGCCAGCGUGCAGAGCCGCCGCAGCAGCUUCAGCUCCCACUCGCAUCAGAGUCAGGUAUACAGAAGUCACAAUCUGACGGCCGGUUCCUAUGAGGCGCCGCCUCCACCAGGCUCCUUCCAUGGCGAUUAUGCAUACGGCACCUAUGGCAGCAAUUUCAACAGUGCCCAGGGCUUCCCAGAGUACGGCUACCCCACUGACGCUGGCUGGCCCACCGUGGAACAAGCUCCAUCAAGACCGACUUCUCCUGAGAAAUUCUCAGUGCCUCAUGUCUGUGCCAGGUUUGGACCUGGGGGUCAGCUCCUUAAAGUGAUUCCAAAUCUGCCUUCGGAGGGACAGCCCGCAUUGGUUGAAAUUCACAGUAUGGAGACCCUGCUGCAGCACACGCCGGAGCAGGAGGAGCUGCGGUCCUUCCCCGGGCCUCUCGGCAAAGAUGACACCCAUAAAGUGGAUGUUAUUAAUUUUGCACAGAACAAAGCUACAAAAUGUUUGCAGAACGAAAGUUUAAUUGACAAAGAGUCUGCAAGUCUUCUUUGGAAUUUUAUUGUUCUGUUAUGCAGACAGAAUGGGACCGUGGUGGGAACAGACAUUGCGGAACUUUUGUUGCGAGACCACAGAACAUUGUGGCUUCCUGGGAAGUCACCCAAUGAGGCCAACCUGAUUGAUUUUACUAACGAGGUCCUGGAGCAGGAAGAGGAGUCUGGGGAGGCUCAGCUCUCCUUUCUCACUGACAGUCAGGCAGCCACCACCAACACUCUUGAAAAAGAGACUGAGAGGUUCAGAGAGCUGCUACUCUAUGGCCGUAAGAAGGAUGCUUUAGAGUCUGCGAUGAAAAAUGGCUUAUGGGGUCAUGCUCUCUUACUUGCAAGUAAGAUGGACGGCCGGACACACGCGAGAGUCAUGACCAGGUUCGCCAACAGCCUUCCCAUCAAUGACCCACUGCAGACGGUCUACCAGCUGAUGUCGGGCCGCAUGCCUGCCGCGUCCACGUGUUGUGGAGAUGAGAAGUGGGGAGAUUGGAGGCCACAUCUUGCUAUGGUUUUGUCCAACUUGAACAACAAUAUGGAUGUGGAAUCCAGGACAAUGGCCACGAUGGGUGACACUUUAGCUUCAAAAGGCCUCUUAGAUGCUGCACACUUUUGCUACCUCAUGGCCCAAGUUGGAUUUGGGGUUUAUACAAAGAAAACCACAAAACUUGUCUUAAUUGGAUCAAACCACAGCUUGCCGUUUUCAAAGUUUGCGACCAAUGAGGCUAUUCAGAGGACAGAAGCCUAUGAGUAUGCUCAGUCCCUCGGGGCACAGACCUGCCCCCUGCCCAGUUUCCAGGUGUUUAAGUUCAUCUAUUCUUGCCGCCUGGCUGAAAUGGGGCUUGCUACCCAAGCCUUUCAUUACUGUGAAGUGAUUGCUAAGAGCAUCCUGAUGCAACCCCACAAAUACUCCCCGGUGCUGAUUAGCCAGCUGGUCCAGGUUGCUUCCCGGUUACGACUCUUCGAUCCCCAGCUGAAGGAGAAGCCGGAGGAGGAGUCCUUUAUGGAGCCCGCCUGGCUGGUCCAGCUGCAGUGUGCAGAGAAGCAGCUCAAGGAGGGUACUGCGGUGUGGACUCAGGAUGGAGCCUUCCCCCAGCGCUGUCCCAGCACACCAAGCUCCGAGGGGGGGCAGUAUGACGGCCCAGGACUCGCUCAGCCGGCCGGCCUGGGCACUGACAACCCACUGCUGGUGCCGCCUGUGCCCAGUGCUGACCACUUGGGCCAGGGUGUGCGGCUGCUGCCAUCAGCUCCACCGACGCUCCCCGAUGGCCAGCUGGCCAUCCCUGCCAGGGUGCCAAUGUUCCCGGUGCCGCCGCCCCCAGGCCCUGUUGAGCGGGGGUCUGGCUCUAGUCCCCCAGGAUCUGCACUUGGCUUUCCAGAGCCUUCUGGGCCUGAUCCUGCAGCUCUGUACCCAGGGCCUGGCCUGCCACCUGGUGUACCAUCUCUCCAGGAGAGUGAGCCCCUGCUGAAGGAGGCCAGGAGCCAGGACCCAGGAGUGACACCACAAGAGGCACCCCCUAGAAACUCACUUUCGGAGCUAAGAGAAGAGGAUUUUGGUGGAAAAUUUGCUAAUCCGGGCUCAUCCAGGAUGUCGCAGGACUCUGAGAUCCCCCCAGUGUGGGAGUGUGCCAGCUCGGGUGCUCUGCAGCCUCCUCCGCCUCUGACGUCCACUCCUGAAAUGAAGAGACCUGUACAAACAGCCAGAAAAGAGGCCAAGGAGCCUAAGAAGAGUAGUGAAUCCUGGUUCUCUCGUUGGCUACCUGGAAAAAAAAGGACAGAAGCUUAUUUGCCAGACGACAAGAACAAGUCGAUUGUCUGGGAUGAAAAGAAGAACCGAUGGGUGGAUAUAAAUGAGCCCGAAGAGGAGAAGAAGCCUCCACCCCCGCCUCCAGCUGCGCUUCCCAGGGCUCCGCAAGCUGCCCCUCCUGGUCCUGGAGGGCCCCCCAGAGCCUCGGUGAACAUGUUCUCUAGAAAAGCAGCUGGCAGCAGAGCGCGCUACGUGGACGUGUUAAACCCAGGGGGGCCCCAGCGGAGUGAACCAGCUCUUGCUCCUGCAGAUUUUUUUGCUCCACUCGCCCCGCUGCCGAUUCCAGCUCACUUGUUCAGCCCAAACUCAGAUGCAGAGGAAGCACCGCCUACAGAGGGGGCCGGCAGGGAAGGGCAGGUCCCAGCAGUGGGGCCGGCUGAUCCAGAGCCUGCCUCGGAACCCAAGGCACUGAGUUCUGCGGCCUCACUCCCUGGCACUGAACCCCCGCGCUCGCACCUGGACGGCUCCCAGGGCGGAGAGCUUUCGCGCUGUAGCUCAAUGAGCUCAUUAUCGCGUGAAGUCAGCCAGCAUUUUAAUCAGGCUCCCGGUGAUGCCCCCCGUGUUGGGGGUCCCUCCGGAGGAGCAGUGCCCUUCUACAACCCUGCUCAGUUUGCACAAGCCCCCGCCACCUUGGGAAGCUCCAGGACGGGGAGGAUUGGCCAGAGGAAACACCCAGCACUGAGCUAGAAUAGUCCCUGUUCUGGAGUAGCAUUUGAACCCUGAAAUUAUCCUCCACCAAGAACUCGGGCUGACUGCCUGCGACCUCCGCCUGUUCCCGGACAGACACUGCGGUGACUCAAAGUGGCUCUCCUUGGCGUCGCCCUCCUCAGCUCCUGUCUUUAGAAAGUACCGCCAUAGUUAGUUCCACAGGUCCUGUAAGAUGCUGAUGAAGAGAGGCAGUCCUUUACCUGACAGCCUCACUGCUGACCCAGCGCUCUUAGUCAUCUGAGAAUGUCACACUGGGUGAAAUGGGAAGCGUCUCUGCCGCAGGAGGAACCUUGCUCUUCAGUACCCAGGGUGUCUCUCAGAACCUCGCAGUGAAUCACUGGUCCCCUGGUUCCUUAGGAUGCUGGAAGGCAAGAGUGACCUUUGACUCAGGAGAGAGAGGCAUGAGCACCUGCCAUCCAGCCAAAGGCAGUCAGCCCCCUGCUCCCGCCGUGUCUGAACCAGGAGAACGGCUGGCGGGUCGUAGGUUCUUCAGCAUCUUAGAGGACACAUGGAGUUAAUUUAGCACCAAUCCCUUAGGUUCCGAGAGAGGCCCUGGGUGCUGAAGUGCAUUUCUCUCCUGUAGCAAUGACGUUUCCAGCUUCACUGAAUUGUCUGUGGCCUGAUUAGGACCAUGAGGAGUUUCAUGCCACCAAAGGGACUGGCUUUGCACAUCCGUGAGGGACGGCUCCACUGCUGGGAAAGGGCUGCGACAGAGCUCGUGUUCUGAGUGUGACUGAUCCAGAGUCCUCGCCAGUGUUCACCUGGGGCUGUGACUCAUUUGAUUCGGAUGCUUUUACUGUGCGCACGGCCUGGUUGGCCGCGUUGUCCAGGACACUGUAUGGGUUGCCACGCUCUUUCUAAAGUGGCCAAUACUGUACUUUGCCAUGAGAGGUUUUCCUAGGGCAAUCCAGUUGACUUGCUUUCUCUCACCUGGUUGACAUCAUUUAAGGAGCUGGUAACAUCUUGAAGAAAGUGGCUUAAAAUAAUUCCUUGACAGAAGCUCUGGACUGUGAUAUCUCUGCCCGUGAGUUGUUUCCGCAGUGGGAUCGUCAGUAGCUCAUUCGUUGACUCAGCCGUACGAAACCGCGGAGGGAGACCUCCCCUUCCGGACUCCAAGCUUUAAGGCUUCCUCGACUGUUCUUAAAACCGUGCACAUUCUUGUUAAGUCUAAAGAGACCGAAGAAAAGAUUUCAAUGUUUAUUAAAAUCAUUAGGAAACAUUUCUGUAGGUUCUGCUGGGGGUGCAUAGUCUGCCUGGCCCUUUAAAUCUAAGUGUAGGGAUCGUGUAAAUGUGGGGUUAGCCCAGGUCCUUCCCAUUUUCCUGGUUCACCUGAUCACCUAAGAAAGACCCACAGACGUUUUCCAAAAUGUUUCACAGACUUGGUGACCGGAUCCAUUUGUUCCUGUCACUUUGAGAAAGGCCAGCCUUGCUGACGGGCAGUCUCCUGUGCCCCGUGGUCAGCUCUGUGUGCUUCCUUGGACCCGAAACCCUCCCACCGCCCUCGGCUUCCUCCGGUCCAGCCCUGCCCUUUGUUCUCUGUCAACUGCCAGCCACUUUUGAUCCAAGAAGCUUCCUCUGAGGCGGGAGCUGCUAUUUUUUCCUAACUGCAAAUUGUUAAAUAAAAUAUUUUGCGCUCUCAA